Messenger RNA from Capronia coronata CBS 617.96, 2271 nucleotides. RefSeq lists its product as uncharacterized. NCBI's taxonomy places the organism in Eukaryota, Fungi, Ascomycota, Eurotiomycetes, Chaetothyriales, Herpotrichiellaceae. The transcript has a single exon. The record is from RefSeq and is a predicted model, not a curated record. The coding region runs from base 1 to 2271 and encodes 756 amino acids. Gene Ontology annotation, molecular function: serine-type carboxypeptidase activity. Gene Ontology annotation, biological process: proteolysis. Gene Ontology annotation, cellular component: fungal-type vacuole.
AUGGAGUAUCUUUUCGUCGGUCUCUUGUCCCUCCUGCCAGUCAUUCUGGGGCAAUAUGCUCCACCCAUCAAUAAUGACACUCGAAUAACGCUCCCGUCUCCUGUCAACCCCGAUGUCACAAUCAGCUAUCAAAGUGUUGCGGUUGGUACUUGUACAACGGUCUUCGCGACUCAAAAACAGUUUACGGGUUACAUUACUCUGCCACCGAAUGUCUUAGAUCCUAGUCAGGGGAAUUACACCAUCAAUACGUUCUUCUGGUUCAUCGAGGCGAGGCAACUGCCCGAAUCGGCUCCCCUCACCGUCUUCAUCAAUGGAGGUCCGGGUUCGAGCAGCAUGGUCGGCCUGUUCCAGGAGGUCGGCCCUUGUCAAGUGAUUGAGAUCGCUGAUGAUUCUCUGGGGACGAUUCCUCGAGACUGGGGUUGGGAUCGUAGCAGCAACAUCGUCUUCAUCGAUCAACCAGUUCAGGUGGGAUUCUCCUACGACACUCCAACCAAUGCGUCUCUCAAUCUGUUGGACGAGUCGAUUGUUAUGCCACCAACAGGUGUACCUAUCACACAGCCUGCGUAUAGCUUCCUGAAUGGGACAUUCGCCUCAGAAAAUCCCUUGUUCACCGCAAACACCUCACAAAUCGCGGCCCAGUCAAUAUGGCAUUUCCUGCAGACAUUCUUGGCCUCUUUUCCGCAAUACAAUACUGCCCUCCGCGCACAAGAUAUUCACCCGACGGCAGAGAUUCAUCUCUUCACCGAAAGCUUUGGUGGCAGGUAUGGGCCUGCGAUAGGAACCUUCUUCCAGACACAGAAUGAUCGCCGAUCUACGGAUAUCGUGUUCGCCAACAGUACCAUUGAAGUGAGCCUGGUAUCCCUCGGGAUCAUCAACGGCUGGAUCGAUCUCCUCACACAGACCCCAUACCAUCCGAGAUUUGCCUAUGAAAAUACGUAUGGGAUUGAGGCAAUCUCACAGCUCCAACAGUUGAACGCUCUGAGCGCCUACAGUAGUGCCGAUGGCUGCCAACAACUGACUGCGACCUGUCGGGCACAAGAGGCCGCUCUUGACCCCUUAGGAUACGGCAAUGUUCAACUUGUCAACGACGCAUGUUCGCAAGCGCAACUCGAAUGUGAAACGAAUGUUGUGGGACCGUACACUCAGUCAGGACGAUCGAUCUAUGAUAUCUCUCAGGACCUACUGGACCCGUUCCCCAACGCACUGUACCUCGAUUACCUGAAUCAGCUUCCAGUACAGCAAGCAAUUGGUGUCCCCGUAAACUAUACCCAAGAUUCUACGGCGGUGUUUAAGGCAUUCAAUACCACCGGAGACUAUGCCCGCGACGGUAUGAUUCAGGACCUAGCAGAGCUGUUGGACUCUGGCGUUAGAGUCGCUUUGAUCUACGGAGACAGAGACUAUAUCUGCAACUGGCUAGGAGGUGAGGCUGUUUCCUUCGCAAUAGCAGGUCUUGCCGGUCCCUCAUAUCUACCCUGGUCUUCGUCCGGGUAUGCCCCGAUCGUGGCCAACAGGUCGUACGUUGGCGGAGUCGUUCGGCAGUAUGGCAACCUCAGCUUCAGUCGGAUCUAUGAUGCCGGCCACUUGGUUCCUGCCUACCAACCGGAGACCAUGUUUACAGUGUUUUCACGCAUCAUCCAAGGCACUGACAUCAGCAUGGGUAACCCAGUCGACCUAUCGACGUACGCAUCCUCUGGGGAUGCCAAUUCGACCCAUCAAAACUCGGCCCCUCCAGCUGCUGCUCCCACAUGUUUUCUGCGUGCCAUCGAUGCUACAUGCAACACAGACCAGAAAAACAUGCUGGCUAACAACGCGGGAGUUCUUGUCAAUGGAGUCCUCUACGAUGAGCAGUCGGACUGGCAAUCGCCUGACCCCAGUCUCGUGACAAUUGCAGGCGUACCAGGGACUGCACCUGUCAGCAUGGUCACCAGCGCACCCGAGAGCUCAACAAGUUCCCGCAGGUCUUCGUCGACGAGCAACAAGCAGAGCGGCAAGGUUAGCAAGACUGGCAGCUCCAGCAGUAGGAAAACCGCAACCAUGGAACCAACAACCUCAUCCGGUCUUCCUACAGGUGUCUACACGGCCACGGGUGUCCCGCCGACAUCGAGUAGCAAUGGGACCGAUGGGGGCGCAAGCAAUGCGGCAUCCUCGACCACAAAAGCCAACAGUGUUUUCGUUUCGUUUCCCCUUUUCAGAGAUACCCGGCCUGCGGCUGCCACGGCGGCAUUUGUCUAUGUCUAUGUCUUGAGCGUCUUGAGUCAGCAAUUGAUGUAG